Messenger RNA from Ostrinia nubilalis (European corn borer), 948 nucleotides. It is a transcript of the gene 6pgl, whose product is annotated as 6-phosphogluconolactonase. The transcript is spliced from 4 exons. Bases 84 to 785 code for a protein of 233 amino acids. Gene Ontology annotation, biological process: carbohydrate metabolic process; pentose-phosphate shunt. The record is from RefSeq and is a predicted model, not a curated record. Lineage: Eukaryota; Metazoa; Arthropoda; Insecta; Lepidoptera; Crambidae. Gene Ontology annotation, molecular function: 6-phosphogluconolactonase activity.
CAUUGAAAUGUCAUUUUUCUAACCUAAAAACUCGUUCAAAGUUUUCUUUACCGUAAAACUUAGUUUUUACAUUAAAAACGAAAAUGACUACAAUCAAAGUGAGUGACGAACAGGAAAUCAUUCGGCGAUUAUCGUCAUACGUAGAAAAAAUCUCAAAUGACGCUAUCAACAACCGGGGUAAAUUCUACGUCGGCCUUUCAGGAGGUUCUGUGGUUAAAUACCUCUGCGAAGGCCUGCCUGCAGUAGACACUGAUUGGUCUAAGUGGGUGCUAGCAUUCUGUGACGAGCGAGUGGUGCCUGAAGACAGUGAAGACUCAACAUUUGGCACGUACAAGAGACAGCUCAUCCCUAAAACAGAACUCAAAGAGAGCCAGUUUGUUGUGAUUAAACAGGGUGUAUCAGCUGAGGAGGCAGCAAAAGAUUACACAGAAAAGUUGAAAGUAGCCUUUAACGGAGAAGAUUUUAAGUUUGAUCUGCUGCUGCUUGGAAUGGGUCCCGACGGUCAUACAUGCUCAUUGUUCCCUGGACAUCCAUUACUGAACGAGACCACUUUGAAGGUGGCACCAAUCACAGACUCUCCGAAACCACCUCCAAGCAGGGUCACCCUCACUUAUCCUGUGGUUAAUAAUGCUAGGAACUGUAUAUUUGCCAUUUGUGGAGCUGGGAAAGCAGAUAUGGUGAAGCGCAUUUUGAAGGACAAGGAGGAUCUCCCAGCCGGUCGUGUGAAGCCUGCAAGUGGCGCUCUCUAUUGGAUCGUAGAUAACGCUGCCGCUGCUCAUCUAUAGAUGGAUUGACCACGAAAUUGAGAACAUUUCAAAUGUUACAUUCCAUUCUAUGAACCAUGCAAAACUAGUGAAACUAAUCUAAUCAUUGUGUUUAAGUGAUUGUGAUUUAUUGUGAUUUACUGUAUAAACUAUGACUGGCAAAUUAGCAAAAACUUUAAAGAUA